Protopterus annectens (West African lungfish) is the source of this 747-nucleotide messenger RNA. RefSeq names its product ubiquitin carboxyl-terminal hydrolase 4-like. The transcript has 4 exons. Gene Ontology annotation, molecular function: cysteine-type deubiquitinase activity. The record is from RefSeq and is a predicted model, not a curated record. Bases 187 to 747 code for a protein of 186 amino acids. Lineage: Eukaryota; Metazoa; Chordata; Ceratodontiformes; Protopteridae.
UACCGUAGAACCAAUCAGCUUGUUUUGAAGGGGAGAGAGAGAACUUGGCCCUCUUCCUUAGAUUGCCCAAACGGGCUUAGCUAUAAGGCAACUGUAGGGCGUCGCUGUGAGCGGGUAUUGACAGGCAUUUUUUUUUAUCAUUAUCAUUGUUAUUACUCCUAAUCUUUUCAGGAGAGACAUAAAGUCAUGGCGGAAGGAGGAGGCUCAGAACCGGGGACCGAGACACAGCCAGCUACCUCGGCCCAGUCUUUACCUGUGGAGCAUACUGUCCCAGAUCAGGAGACACAAAGAUUAACUAUUGGUGACAUGCUGAAAAUGCCACUGAAGAAGGGCGACGAGUGGUAUCUCAUUGAUAGUAGAUGGUUUAAACAGUGGAAGAAAUUUGUUGGUUUUGACAGCUGGGACAUGUACAGCGUUGGAGACUGCAGUUAUUUUCCUGGUCCAGUUGAUAACUCUGGACUGUUUGCAGAUCAAGAUACUCAGGCUCUAAAGGAACAUCUUAUUGAUGAACUUGAUUAUGUGCUUCUGCCAACUGAAGCAUGGAACAAACUGGUCAGCUGGUAUAGUUGUGUGGAGGGACAGAAGCCUAUAAUAAGAAAGGACUUGUGUGGUGCUUGUGUUACUUUGUUGUCCAGUAAUUUUGAUUGGACUGGAAGGGCUGUGCGCUAUUUGUGUUUACUAGUGACAGCUUGCCUUCCAGUCGAUUCAUUCAGGCAUACCUUACUGGCAGUCAGGUUUUUUCCCUAG